AUGGAUGGGGUACUGUUUCCCACCGCAGAGCCUCUAGCUGACGUCGAGUCACCGCGCAUUGCCGUACACAAGGGGACGCCUUGUGCCGCCCCUGUGUUAGUGUCGCUCUCCUCAGAGUUGCGGUGGCCAUCUCGUAGAGCUGCCGUGUGGUGUGCGUCGCCCAUCUCUGGGCAACAGCUCCGUAGCCAUCCGCACGAGCCCGGCGCACGAAUUUUCCAUGUGUGGCAAGUCGUCGCAGGAGAAGUUCCACUCCUCGAAGCAGCACAACCAGUUGUUGACGGUAGCACCACCAGUGUUCCCCUUCUCCCAAAGCCUCGUAGAUGUCAUUGGCCGCCUGAUGUGUCCUAUAGCGUUGCUUCCACACCUGGAUAA
Molecule: messenger RNA, 372 nt
Organism: Necator americanus (New World hookworm)
Lineage: Eukaryota; Metazoa; Nematoda; Chromadorea; Rhabditida; Ancylostomatidae
Exons: 1
Coding region: 1-372 (123 amino acids)
Source: RefSeq, a predicted model, not a curated record